ACACAGACAAGGCCGACUAGAGAGAGCCGUUUGUUCAUCCGAUCUCUCCUUCCAAUCUUUUUAUUUCAACCCAAGAUCUUUGUCACUGCCAUCAAUUUUCUCUCAUAUCUUAUUUUUUCCCGUUUACUUGCGAAUCGAAUCCAAACAUGGGACGCAAGAAGAUUGCCAUCAAACGGAUCCAGGACGAACGGAAUCGACAGGUCACUUUCUCCAAGCGCAAAUUCGGUCUCAUGAAAAAAGCAUACGAGCUUUCCGUUCUCUGCGGUUGCGAGAUCGGGUUAAUCAUGUUCGCAUCCAACGGAAAGCUUUUUCAAUUCGCAAGCACGGAUAUGGAUAAAAUCUUGUUGAGGUAUACCGAAACGGAACCCCAUGAGAGCCGGACCAACGACGACAUCAUCAAGAAACACGGUUCAGGAGGAGGUGACGGUGGAGAUGAUUCGGACGACAGCGCAGAACGCGACGACAAUGGAUUAAUCGAGUCGACACCUCGAGAUGACCGAUCCAUGGACGAGCACAUCCCAUCCCCACGCAGCCUGCGUUUGGCGCGACGUAAAUCAGACAAGGACACCAGCAAGAAAAACAAUAGCAGUGGUAAAGGAGGCGGCGGAGAAGGCGGCGAUGACGUUGAAAGCAAUCACGGCGAUCAAGGACGUGAAUAUCUCUCGCCCCAACCUGGCACACCGACACACGAUAUGAGACACCCACCGCCUUCCGGCUCAUUCCACAUGUCACACCUCAUUCAUCCACCUUACACCGCAGUAUAUCCCAGCUUCGCCCCCUACCCCGCCGGCUUCGUUCUCGCCACCGGACAUCACCACCCGCCGUCGGAUUCCGAAGGAUCUCCAUCACCCUAUAUACAUGGGUAGCGACGAAAAAAUGAUCUGGCCACACCGUAGCACAGCACUCUGAUAAGUGGUUUCAUGUACUGUACACAACACGCAAGAAUGCUU
Molecule: messenger RNA, 950 nt
Organism: Spizellomyces punctatus DAOM BR117
Lineage: Eukaryota; Fungi; Chytridiomycota; Chytridiomycetes; Spizellomycetales; Spizellomycetaceae
Product: myocyte-specific enhancer factor 2C
Exons: 4
Coding region: 147-866 (239 amino acids)
Biological process (GO): positive regulation of transcription by RNA polymerase II
Molecular function (GO): RNA polymerase II cis-regulatory region sequence-specific DNA binding; protein dimerization activity; DNA-binding transcription factor activity, RNA polymerase II-specific
Source: RefSeq, a predicted model, not a curated record